Messenger RNA from Eutrema salsugineum, 1209 nucleotides. RefSeq lists its product as uncharacterized. The transcript has 4 exons. The record is from RefSeq and is a predicted model, not a curated record. NCBI's taxonomy places the organism in Eukaryota, Viridiplantae, Streptophyta, Magnoliopsida, Brassicales, Brassicaceae. The coding region runs from base 1 to 1203 and encodes 400 amino acids.
AUGGUCUCUCUCAAGCUUCGGUAUUUCCGACGCGGCGGUGAGAUAGCGCUUGCAGAUCUGGCCUCCUCGGAUCCAGUGACGGUGUUUAGAACUUUGAAGACGGGUUCGGUCUCUGUUUUGCUGUCUAGGUCGCCUUAUGUCUGGUGGCAAGCUUCAGAGUGGUGGCUCACGCCUUUUUGGCGGGCCCGUGUUAGUGUCUCAGAGCCUAGUUCGUGUUGGCUCCGGGUGUGGUCCGGUGUUGAUGGUGGAGCAAUGCUGGACAUGAUUGUUGAGGCGCCGCAUCACCAAGAAGAUGUGAGAAAAUUGGGGAGGAUCCUGAGGGAAGCAGCAACGGAGGAUAAGACAGUCAUAAUAACCACCUUAAACCGGGCUUGGUCUGAACCAAACUCGACGUUUGAUUUGUUUCUUGAGAGUUUUCAUGUUGGAAAAGGGACUAAGCCAUUGCUCCGACACCUUGUGGUGGCAUGUCUCGACCCGGAGGCCUACUCUAGAUGCUUGGAGGUCCAUCCUCGGCUCUGCUACUUCAUGAAAACCGAAGAAAUUGAUUUCUCCGACGAUAAAAUGUUCAUGACGCCAGACUAUCUCAAGAUGAUGUGGCGUCGUAUAGAGUUUUUGGGUACUUUGUUAAAGCUCGGAUAUAACUUUAUCUUCACGGAUGUAGAUAUAUUGUGGUUUCGAGAUCCACUCCCUCGUCUAUCUAAAGAUGUUGAUUUCCAAAUCGCGUGUGAUCGUUUUAAUGGAGACGAUAGAGACAUCGAGAACGAGGUCAAUGGUGGUUUCACUUUUGUUCAAGCGAAUCCACGAACCAUAGAUUUUUACAACUAUUGGUACAGCUCGAGGCUGUGGUUUCCGGAUAAACACGAUCAGGACGUGUUCAAUGAAAUAAAAGGAGGCUGGUAUAUUGCAAAAAUUGGACUAACAAUGAGGUUUCUCGACACAACGUACUUCGGAGGAUUUUGUGAGCCAGGUCGGGACUUGGAUAAGGUUUGCACAAUGCAUGCUAAUUGUUGUGUGGGACAGGAGAAUAAGAUUAACGAUUUGAGAGAAGUGCUUGUGGAUUGGAGGAAUUAUUUGUAUGCGGCGAAGAGAUAUGAUGGUGAGGAAAUGACAUGGCGAGAGCCGGAGAACUGCAUGAAGCAAUGGUGGUGGAAAAAGAAAAAACCAGAUAUGUUGGGGUCAGAUUAUAGAAGAAAAACUAUAUAAUUAUAU